GCUCGUGCAUGUUGGGGGGUGAGCCCAAUCACAAGGCAGUCUUUGACAGAUCAAUUGAUGUUUCUAUGGUAACAUGGUCGGUGUCGUCCUGAAUGUCUUGACAGGUGUGUGACUGUUCAAAUCCACAGUAUGUACGCAAAAGGAAAAGGCUCAACAGUACCUUCUGAUGCUCAAGCACGGGAAAAGUUAGCGCUGUAUGUCUACGAAUACUUACUACACGUGGGAGCACAGAAGGCUGCACAAACGUUCCUAUCCGAGAUUCGAUGGGAGAAGAACAUCACGUUAGGAGAGCCUCCGGGGUUUCUUCACUCCUGGUGGUGCGUGUUCUGGGACCUGUACUGCGCAGCUCCAGAGCGGAGGGAUACAUGUGAGCAUUCGAGCGAAGCGAAGGCCUUCCAUGAUUACGGUUUCGUCAACUCCGGCUAUGCGGUCAACGGAAUCGCACAUAAUCCGUCAGCACCUAGCCCCUUGGGUCAGAUGCCUCCAAGUGACGGCAUGCCGGGAGGACCCAUGCCCCCCGGCGGCUUCUUUCCUAACUCGCACAUGAGGCCCUCGCCGCCACAGCAGCCCGCCAAUCAACCGUCCCCCCACCCCCAGCCCCCUCCCCCCCACAGUCAGAUGAUGCAGAAUCAGCCCUUUAUGUCUCCACGGUACCCUGGGGGACCCAGACCUGGUGUUCGGAUGCCCCAGCAAGUAGAUUUCAACCCCCCCGGUGGCGUGCCGGGUCAGCCGAUGAUGCCGAACAGUAUGGAUCCUACGCGGCAAGGUGACAGUGGAGAGUUCGUAGGGUGGCAAGGUCCUCCCACGAUGAACCCCAUGAACCCCCGGAUGAACCCUCCGAGGGGGCAGCCAUUGGGUCCCAUGAACCCCGGGAACUACGGGGGUAUGAGGCCGCCGCCGAACAGCACCAUGGGUCCCGGCGGUCCGAGCAUGCCUCCCAUGUCCAUGCCCGGUCCCGGCGGAAGACCAUGGCAACCGAACGCGUCCUCGAUGAACUAUUCGUCAGCGUCACCCGGUAGCCAUUAUGGGGGACCUCCAGUCUCUGGAUCUGGUCCCCCGGGUCCCGGAACUCCCAUCAUGCCCAGUCCGCAAGGUACCCCCGGCCCUUUCUCCCCCGCCAGCCACCGAAUGAAUGCCCCCAACACCAGAAGAGACUCUUCGAAUUCGGGCGGUGACGGAAUGUACGCCAUGAUGAAGCCUGUGCCUGGCGGAGGAAUGCCUGGGUUCCAGAUGGGUCCCGGGGGCCCUGAUGGCCCCAUGGGGUCUAUGGGGCCGGACAUGGGACCACCCGUCAUGAACGGCAUGUCUUCAGCAGGUGACGGCCUGGACGGCAUGAAGAACUCUCCGGCCAACGGUCCGGGAACACCGAGGGAAGACGGACCACCGAUGGGAGACUACGGAAUCCCGGGUUACGGACAGGAAAAUGACCAGACGGAGUCGGCAGCAAUACUGAAGAUCAAGGAGAGCAUGCAAGAAGAGGCCAAGAGGUUUGAGAAGGACACGCCGGCGGAGCCCCCCGACUAUUUCAUGCAAUAACCGGGUGGGCCCCCCCCACGUCGUCAUCGGCGAAUCGAGAACACCAACCAACCAAGCCCGCCAGCCCUGCACCUCGCAGAGAGAGUCUGGCAACCCCCACCACCCCCCCACCCAGACCUUCGCCCCCUCCCCACUUUCCCCCCAGUCUCCCCACUUACCCCCCACAUACUGCGAGCGGCGGGACACUUCUAGACAGUGCUGCAACUUCGGAGGACACAAGACGGCGACGCGGUGACAGUGACGACGAUGAUGACAGUGCGGCCGCGCGGCGGCGUGCAGUGUGUCUCCGAUGAACUCGUGGGACCGGGGUUUGGUCGGUUUAUUUUAGGGGGAGGGGAGCGGGCUGGUUCACCGGUGGAAGGGGUUUGGGGAACGAAGUCGUUUCUGCAGUCUCUAGACUUCAGUUUUCUCAGCCAGUAAGCAAGCAGCUUCUUUCUUGUUUCUCUCCUUUGAGUUGGGGGGAGGGCACCCCAAAUUCGCUGCCUCUACGCGGACAGGAUUGAAGGACCGCUCGUAUUCUCGGAGUGCAAGAGACUACGGGCUGGGGUUGGUCCCCUCGCCGUUCCUCGCCCGAUUGAGUAUUGAAGUGCAACGGCGUUUCGAAGACCCCUUCUUUUUUUUGCCUUUUUCUUUCUUUGCGAAAGUUUGGUAGCCAGGUCGGCGAGUCUGAGUUUGCUAGAGCUGGAACUUCUCUCACAGGCCAUCUGGGAAGGCAGGGAAAGAGUAGCCAACGUCCUCUGGGCCUGCCGCAGUAUUUUACAGAGCUAUCAGACUUUUCUAUUUUUUCUUUUUUUAAGUUUAGGAUCUUAUCAAAGUAAACUGUUCGAUCUACUGCAGGCUGACUGAUCAAGAUUGCUCCCGAUCUUGGCCACUCUUCUGCACUGGUGAAAGUCGGGAUGCCAGCAGACGCCUUUCAUUCCCCACUUGGUUUUGGGAAUUGAAACGAAAAUUAUACUCCCUUUACAGAAAGGGUACCAUCAAACAUUUUACAGAGGAACGGCAGUAGUAACGAUCACGGAGCAUCUCCUCAUGGUCUCUACGGUGUGGUUGCCGUAAAUGGUUUCCCUUGAUUUUAGGCAGGGGUUGCCAUCGGAGUCGUUCAGGGGCACUAGAUCAGCCCGGCCGGGGAAGACUGGUUGAGAAGGUUGUUGCAGGCACUGUAGGAAUGGCGGCAAAAGAGGUUGGGGUAGCGCAGUUAAACGAGGCAUCACGGUGGGGGAGUUUGGGGGAGGAGGCGGGGUGUGUGGGGGGAGGGGGUUACCUUGCGGGCUGCUCUCUCUCUCCCCUUCUCUGGGGACAGGUCUCUUGUCUUCUGUCUCUCUUCUUGGUCUUCUGGAGGUGUCCUCUUGGAGGAGGAAACGGCGUUGUCGUGUAAACGGGUCGGGACGGAUGACCCCGUCCGUCGAAGAAAAGCUUUUUUUUUUCUUUCUCUCCUUUUCGCAGUGUGUGGUGUGGUGCAUCUUGAAAAAAGAUGUCGAUUCUUUUCGUUUUUUUUUCUUCUGCGCUUUAAGGGCCCCUACCUUUGCAAAGGGUUACUGGCACAGACGUGUGGACAGUCGUAGAGGCACCGCUUGUCUUUAUAUUUUUGUUUCGACCAACAUUUUCGGUUUUAGGUACCCCUGACAACGGUCGAGGCUGCAGCAUUUGAGAGGAGAAAGAAACACCAAAAUUGUGCACGCUAGAGAGACGAAAUUUGUGUGGCGCUUAUACACCUUCACGUUUCAACCGCAAAAAAAAAAAAAAAGAAACAUUUUUCCAAAAAAGUGGGGUCUUUUUUUUUUCUUAGGGUUUUGCGAGUGCAUGAGUGUGCAAUGUGCGUGCGUGUCUGGACGAGCGUCUGAGCGUGUGCAAGCGUGCGUGAGUGUGUGUACAUAAUAUAUGUAUAUGUAGCGGACGCUCGACGAGACUGGUUAGACGAGAGUGGACAGACGAAGAAAACUAUACAGCAUCAACGCGGUUUGGAGGCUUUCAUCUUCGAUUCUUGGUUUGGACUUUUUUUUUUUCCCUCGUCUAAAGAGCUAUUUUGACGCGAAGAUAACUCUUACGGUAGAUCUUUUGCGUCAUUCUAACGUUACUUUGGAAGAGGCACACACUGUCGCGUCCAUAUCAUUAAACAAAACCGCUCGCCUUUUUUUUCCCCCCCACAUCAUUUGCAAUUACCUUGAGCGGUGUGUCGUCGCGGAACGUAUGAUCCGUGAGACAAGGGGACGUUUUCAUUGUGCCGUGUACUCGUUGCAUGUCGCGGCAAAUUGCGAGGGGGGUAGGGGAGAAGAAAAAAGAGAACCAACAACACUACAUGCUCUGUAUAUAUAUGCAUAUGUACACAUAUAUAUAUUAUAUAUAUAUGUAAACUGGCAGGAGGAGUGUUUAUGACACGGAAACACGUACACACACACACACGUACACGAGGCAGACGAAGAGAGGCGCGAGGCCCGUCUCGACUUCCUCGCUAGGAGGCGGACUGAGGCGGAGGCUGCGAAGACACCACCCAGGACUCUGUACUGUUGGUUUAAUUUAUAUGCAGCAGCCCCCUUUUCUCCUUUGCUCCCCUUUGCUUGUAUCAUCAUGUGCAUGUGUACCCACGUCUGAAACAAAGUGUUUCUGUUUACGA
This is a messenger RNA of Ixodes scapularis (black-legged tick), 4147 nucleotides long. It is a transcript of the gene Ssdp, whose product is annotated as single-stranded DNA-binding protein 3. Gene Ontology annotation, cellular component: nucleus. Gene Ontology annotation, biological process: positive regulation of transcription by RNA polymerase II. Bases 130 to 1536 code for a protein of 468 amino acids. The record is from RefSeq and is a predicted model, not a curated record. Gene Ontology annotation, molecular function: single-stranded DNA binding; protein binding. The transcript has 20 exons. NCBI's taxonomy places the organism in Eukaryota, Metazoa, Arthropoda, Arachnida, Ixodida, Ixodidae.